Molecule: messenger RNA, 1701 nt
Organism: Penicillium griseofulvum
Lineage: Eukaryota; Fungi; Ascomycota; Eurotiomycetes; Eurotiales; Aspergillaceae
Product: fungal specific transcription factor domain-containing protein
Exons: 3
Coding region: 1-1701 (566 amino acids)
Biological process (GO): DNA-templated transcription; positive regulation of transcription by RNA polymerase II
Cellular component (GO): nucleus
Molecular function (GO): sequence-specific DNA binding; zinc ion binding
Source: RefSeq, a predicted model, not a curated record
AUGCUUGGUGAACGGGCAUGGUUCCUACCAUACGACCCUUCAUUACCACCUAUCCACGUCUGUGAAGCAGCAUGCGCAGCAUUCGCCACCAGGCUUCGAAUGGUCCUUACCAAGAGCGAGACCACUUCUCACAUGCCACGAACGCAAUACACGACAGAGACUACGUUGAUGAAAAUGCGCAAUCCCGCAAUCGAAUGGCCGAGUCUACCCCAGGCUCGUCUUUUACUUCAGAUCGUGUUCAAUCAGGUGACACGGGUGUACCAUUUGGUUCUUCGCAAGUCGACCAUUGAUCAGCUCGAGGAAGUCUAUCGCAAGGCUAACUUCGACGAUCCCGUAUUGACAUGUAAAUUAUUUGCUCUCUUUGCUCUGGGAGAAGUAUAUUCGGCACGAUCAAAUCCGAGCGUGGAAUGCAACGUCCCCGGCGUGGCAUAUUAUGUCAAUGCGAUGACGAUGAUACCUAUCUUGCCGGAACGACCAAGCUUGGCACAUAUUGAAACCCUUUUACUUUUGUCACUAUAUUCGUUUUUCUUGAACCGACGCCAUUCGGCAUUUCUAUUGGUCGGUAGCGCUAUGCGUCUAGGCUUGACUGUAGGGCUGAAUCACAAUAUCCCAGAAUGCAAGUGCCCAGACCCCGUGGAGCGUCAACACCGGACCAGACUAUGGUGGGCAAUCUAUGUAUUUGACCGAAUGUAUGGCUCGAAAGUCGGCUGGCCGAUUCAAGUUUCCGACGCCGAUAUCUACGUUGAGAUGCCAUCCAAUGUACCUGGAGACAUCCACGACGAUCAUACCUCUGACACUGAGUACCUGGUCGCUAGUAUUGAGUUGGCCAAAAUCACAGGUCAAGUCAUUGACCAAGUGUACAGCCGAAAGAAGUUCCCAGAGUCUUUCUUGUACCGGGAGCAAAAGUUGCUCAUCUCUCUCAAGGAGUGGUGCGGUGCUCUUCCGCCGCAGAUACGGCUCAACCGCGACGGCCCCGUUCCGAAGAAUGUCAUAUCUCUACAUCUUCAGUUCAACCAGUGUAUAAUGCUAGCCAGUCGGCCGAUUCUUCUGCACACGCUGAUCCAAGCUCGAUCCUCACAGUCUAAUGAAGAGGAUAACUGCCAGCCAAACAUCCGCCAAACUCUGAAAACACUUAGCGAUGCAUGUAUCCACGCUGCAAGACAUACCCACUCGCUAAUCGUGGAAGAAUGGACCAAUGGAUCACUCCCAAUCUUCGGAUAUUUCUAUGCUCAUUAUCUCUUCUCUUCGGCCCUGAUAAUGGUCAUUUCCAGUCUGGUAUACCCCGAGAAUAGCAAUGACUUUGCCUUAUUCGAGGCAGCUUUUGAAAUUCUGCGCGCGAUGAGCAGCCACGGAAAUCUUGCUGCGACUGAAUUUUACGAUAAUUUAGAAUGCGUGAAGCAGUGCUUAGAUGAGAUGAGAGGGUUAGAAGGCGGUCGUUCCCAGAGUAUGUCUCGUGUUGCAGAGGUCUCGACUGACUCACUUGCUAUAAUCGCCCCUAACCAGCUGGGACCUUGUGGGAACACCGAUGUCCCUGGUAUUCCCGAAGUUACCAUACCGACAAAUUCUGCAAACGACAUGGCCUUCCUAGGAGAGAGCAUGGAGGAGUUCCUAGCGCAGCCGGAUCUCGACUUUGAUUUGCUCGACCCCUCUCUUACCGAUGCUGUAUACUCAUGGCCAAACCUUUCUUUAUGGACCACAUGA